AUGGCCGCGCCGGGCGCCGCGCGGCGCCUCUACCGCCGCAUCCUGCAGCUGCACCGGGCGCUGCCGCCCGCCCUGCGGGACCUGGGCGACCGCUACGUCAAGGAGGAGUUCCGGAGGCACAGGGCGGCCGGGCCCGCCGAGGCCCAGCGCUUCCUGCGGGAAUGGGAGAACUAUGCGGCAUUGAUACAGCAACAAAUCGAUGAGGACAAACAAAACCUGAGAGAAAAGACUGUAUAUGGACUCCAGCUCACAGAAGAAAAACUUAAUGACUUCCGUGAUGAACAGAUUGGGCAGCUGAAGGAACUGAUGGACGAGGCUACCAAACCUAAUAAAAAAAUCACCAUUUCUGAAGACUCAAAAUACAAAAACUAAAAGAUUUUGAAAAUUGUUUUAUUACAUACGGAAGCAUUUUGAAACUUCCUUUUCCCACUGGAGUUGAAUGUGGUUUCUGUGAAAUAAUGGGCGCUGCUGAUGCCAUAACUUCUCUGGCUAUUUGGCUUUUUGUGCAAGAAUAAAUAUAAAAUGGAAUAAUCACAACACUGCUAUUUUAAUUGCAGUAUUUUUUCUCCUUUAUUUUUUUCUCCUAAUGGAAGGUGAAGACUGAAAGAUUUCGGUAAAAGUAAAGUGACAUUUUUAAAAUAUAAAGUUGUUAGUUUUGUUUUGUUUUGUUUUGUUUUUUUAAUUUUGUCACCUGUAGGACAAAACAUCUUCCUCUUUGUGUAUCAUCCCCUUCCUUAAUGGAAAAGAUGCAGUUAUCAUUUAUUUUCUGGCUUGGAUUCAGCAGACAAAGGUAUGGUACUAGAGUCAGUUUGUUUUGAUGGAAAGAAAUGAGCAGUAUUAGGAAAACAUACUGCUGGGGAAAUUGGUUUUCUUCUUGAGCUUUAUUGUGAAAUGUGCUUAAAAAUAAAAGAUAUAGCUCACUAUUAAAUUAAUCUUGAAGGAAUCACUGUCUUAGGAA
Molecule: messenger RNA, 958 nt
Organism: Lepidothrix coronata (blue-crowned manakin)
Lineage: Eukaryota; Metazoa; Chordata; Aves; Passeriformes; Pipridae
Gene: SDHAF3
Product: succinate dehydrogenase complex assembly factor 3
Exons: 2
Coding region: 1-372 (123 amino acids)
Biological process (GO): succinate metabolic process; mitochondrial respiratory chain complex II assembly
Cellular component (GO): mitochondrial intermembrane space; mitochondrion
Source: RefSeq, a predicted model, not a curated record